UUGAGGAGGAUGGCGACCACAUUGGUCACACUGGUUUCGUUAAAAACAAAAUGAUGGAACAACAGCAGAGUGAUCCUUCCCAGCAGCAUGGAUUAGGUGGACUGGCCAAAAGUCUGGGUAAUCAGCGUCAUGGUAAUCUUUCCGCCCCAUCCUCCAACCAAGAAUCUCUCGCCGAUGUGGUCUUUGUGAUUGAGAGCAGUGCCAUAAACGGAGCCUAUAUCAAUGAGCUGAAGACGAAUUAUAUACUGCCAACACUGGAGCAUUUCACUCAGGGAUCGAUCGAUGAGCGGGAAUAUUUGAUUGCAGAUCGUUUUGCCACUCUCUAUGGCGUCGUUAUAUACAAAAGCGCCUCAAACCUGUUGGAGCCUUUGUGCGCCACCUAUGGACCCUUUGUGCAGCCGCAAAAGGUUAUGGAAACCAUCGAACGUCUGCCAUUGGUGGGCGGUGGCAUGGAGUCAUGUGCCCAUAUGGCAGAGGGUUUCGCUGCUGCCCAUGGAUGUUUCGAGGAUAUCAGCGAGCAGCGGCAACGGAUGCUGAUGGAACAACCGAAUGUCCAGCGUCAUUGCAUUUGCAUUGCCAACAGUCCACCCUACCAGAUGCCAGUGAUGGAGUCGUGGAAGUAUAUGGGCAAAUCAUGCGAACAGUUGGCUAGUUUGUUUCAUGAGAGAAAAAUCAACUUGUCCAUCAUUGCACCACGCAAGAUGCCGGUGUUGUUUAAGCUUUUUAUGAAAGCGGAUGGGGAUCAGCCUAUAACCAGCAAGAAUUAUGCUAAAAAUCUAAGGCAUUUGGUUCUUCUCAAGGGCUAUAGCUUAAAGGAGCGUGCUCCAAGUCCCAAUAGCAUGGUGGCUCCGAAUCCCACACAACAGCAACAACAGAAUCCAAGUGGACAACAGCAAACUGGUCAGAAUAUGCCUAUGGAUACGUCACCAGCUCAACAGCAGCAGCAACAGCAACAACCGUUGAUGAAUAUGAAUCCAAUGCAACAGCAAACGUCUAAUCCUAAUGCUCAAGCUGUAAUGGUUGCCCAACAGCAGCAGCAGCAGCAACAGCAACAACAACAACAACAACAACAACAGCAGCAACAGCAACAGCAAAUGAUGCAACAGCAAAAUCAAUUUGUCCCACAAAAUCCAAAUUUCCAACAAAAUCGUUGGAUGUAUGCCAAUCAACCGGGACAACCACGUCCACCAUUUAUGCAAGGGCCUGUCCAAGGUGGUGGAGGGGUUGGUGUUGGUGUCGGUGUCGGAGUCGGAAUGCCUAUGCAACCGCAGCAGCAGCAACAACAGCAGCAGCAGCAACAACAACAACAGAAUCCCAAUUCCGCUUUGAUUUCCCGUAUAAAUGCACCACCCAAUCAGGUUAAUUCUUUGCAGCAGCAGCAGCAACAACAAAGAUUGCAAAUGCUUAAUCAGCAGCAGCAAUUCCAACUUCAGCAACAACUGGCACAGCAGCAGCAACAACAACAACAGCAGCAGCAGCAACAACAACAACAACAAGUUAAUGCCAAUGCCAACAAUAAUAUGAUGCCAGUGGUAUCCAAUGCUGGAAAUAUGCCCAAUCCUCAGGUAGGACCACAGCAGCAAACAAAUCCUCAGCAGCAGCAGCAGCAGCAACAACAACAGCAGCAACAGGUUAACCCUCAACAACAACAACAACAAGGAAAUCCCCAAGAGCAGGCCUCUUUGCGAGAAAAGAUAUGGACCGGUGUACUCGAAUGGUCAGAGAAAGCGAAAAAUGAUCAACAAAAGAUACCACAUACGCUUCAGUGCACGGUUUGCACCAAUAUCAAGGAUGGUGAGCCCGAAAUAAAGGCUGAAAAUUGGCCACCAAAACUCCUGAUGCAACUAAUGCCCAAACAUCUUGUGGGCAAUAUUGGAGGACAGUUCCUGAAAGACUCGAAAAUGGUAGUUUUUCGUCCAACACCGGGCGAGGCUCUGGAUUCAUUGGCGAAAAUGAUGACCUCUGGAUUUGCUGGCUGCGUUCAUUUCUCCUCGUUACCCAAUACGCCGGCUUGCGAUAUUAAGGUGCUCAUUCUACUCUAUACACCAGAUCGGAAUGCGUUUUUGGGUUUCAUACCAAACAAUCAAACAAUGUUUGUGGAACGAUUGCGUAAGGUUAUACAGCAAAAGCAAUCGCAUGGGAAUAUGCAACAGCAACAGCAGCAGCAACAACAACAAAUCCUACAACAGCAACAACAGCAGCAGCAACAACAACAGCAGCAACAGGGCAAAUCACCGAUGGAGCUUCAACAGCAGCAGCAACAACAACAACAGCAACAAAUGCAACAGGAUAACUCCCAGCAGCAGCAGCAGCAGCAACAACAUUAUAAUCAAUAUCAAUUAAAUAUGCAAAUGGGAGGGGGUGGACCAGGUGGUCCAGGUGGCAUGCAACAAGCACAACAAAUGCAACAAAUGAAUAUGAUGCAACAGCAGCAGCAACAACAACAGCAGCAACGCAUGCCCCUGGGUGUACCCAAUCCCAAUCUACAACAACAACUGCAACAAGUGCCACCAAAUGUGGCUGCCAUGCAGCAGCAGCAACAACAACAACGUAUGGUACGUCCAAUGAUGAGCAAUAAUCCCGGCCUGCGUCAAUUGCUUCAACAUCAGACAACGCCAGGCAAUCAAUUUCGCCCACAAAUGGGUGGACAGAAUCCAAAUCAAAUGGGCGGCGGAGCACCCAUGGUUGGCAAUCGAAAUUUCGAUGAUGGCAGCUAUGAAUUCAUUUAAACCCAUUUCCAAGUUAAUCCCAAGCGCAUCUAUUCUUAGUUUUUAUGUCUAACUUAACAUAAUUUAUCUCAACAUUUGUCAAGAAUUACUAUUAAUUAAUAGGUAAUGUGGUUUAUUUUUAAUUUUUUUUUUCUUCACCAGACUAUUUACCAUAGUAUAUAUAAUAAAUAAUAAUCUUAAAGUCAACAAAAUGCUACUGUUGACUUAACUGGCAUUCAGUUAAGAUCAUAUUUAUACGAGAACCUUAUUAUACCCGCCGUGAACUUUCACAGUCAAAAAAAUAAUUCAAUAUCUUUUAA
Drosophila willistoni is the source of this 3028-nucleotide messenger RNA. It is a transcript of the gene MED25, whose product is annotated as mediator of RNA polymerase II transcription subunit 25. Lineage: Eukaryota; Metazoa; Arthropoda; Insecta; Diptera; Drosophilidae. The record is from RefSeq and is a predicted model, not a curated record. The transcript has a single exon. Gene Ontology annotation, cellular component: mediator complex; transcription regulator complex. Bases 51 to 2729 code for a protein of 892 amino acids. Gene Ontology annotation, biological process: positive regulation of transcription by RNA polymerase II.